Messenger RNA from Knipowitschia caucasica, 546 nucleotides. Lineage: Eukaryota; Metazoa; Chordata; Actinopteri; Gobiiformes; Gobiidae. The record is from the annotation of a GenBank genome assembly.
AUGGGGUCCACCUGGCUGACUGUUGUCAUGGUGAUGGUGAUGAUGGCGUAUGCGGACGUCAAGCCACAGAAAGACUUCAACUUGCAAAGGUUUGCAGGUAAGUGGUAUCGUGUGGGACUGGCCUACGACUCUCCAUCCUUUGCCCCGUACAGACACCUGCUGACCGCGGCCAUGGGCAUGAUCACUCCACUGCCCAACGGGAACGUCAACCUCACCAUGUGGGAGCAAACGCCUGUUGGCUGCGUGACCAACACGCACCAUUAUGAAGCGACCAGCGUGCCGGGACAGUUCACGUACUUCAGCACAAGACACAGUAUUGUGAAGGACAUCACAGUGGUGGACACAAACUACUCGGAGUACGCCAUCGUCCUCAAGCAUAAAGUGUUCAACCGCGAGUACACCCAGGUGGCUCUGUACGCCCGCAGUUUGAAAGUGAAAAAUGAAGUUUAUCAGAAGUACAAAGCAUUUGCUCUGUCUCGCCAACUCCCCAGGGACUCCAUCCUCACGCCAGGUCCUGCAGUGAGCUGCCCAGCCAGUGGAUAUUAG